CUUCAUCAGGAGAAACCAUUCUCUUCUAUUGUCUUCUUCUAAGUAAAAACCACCAAACAUAUGAAUCAGAACCCAGAAUUGAUGUCUCCUGCCAUUCUAAGUACGGAGAGGAGUGCCCGUAAGGAAGACAAAGAAGGGAAUAUGGAAAAUGAUCGUCAAGAGAAGGCCAUGGAGGUGGUGAAUGAAGAAGAAGAGGAUCGUCUUCGCCUAACAUGGCGUAUGUUCGCUAAAGAAGUGAAAGAAGUUAUCUGUGUGGCAGGGCCCAUGGUGGCUGUGAACUACUCAACCUUCUUUCUGCAAACUAUUGCUUUGAUGAUGGUGGGUCACUUGGGAAAACUUGCCCAAUCUAGUACUGGUGUUGCCAUUUCUCUUUGUGCUGUCACUGGCUUUAGUGUCAUAUUUGGGUUGGCUUCUGCAUUGGAAACACUAUGUGGGCAAGCCUACGGAGCUAAGCAAUAUAAGAAGUUUGGUGUUCAGAUUCAAACUGGCAUCUUCUGUCUUCUUUUAUGUUGUAUUCCUCUAUCUAUGCUAUGGCUUAACUUAGGGAGGGUAUUGGUUGUGCUCGGUCAAGACCCUUUAAUUGCACAUGAAGCUGGAAAAUUUGCAGUUUGCUUAAUUCCUGCUCUCUUUGGUUACGCAAUACUUCAAGCCUUGGUUCGAUUCUAUCUUAUGCAGAGCAUGAUCACUCCUCUUGUGAUCUCUUCUUCAUUAAACUAUCACCUUCCAUGUAGUUUUUGUUGGACGCUGGUUUUUAAAUCUGGAAUGGGUCGCUUUGGAGGAGCUUUUGCCAUUGGUAUUUCAUAUUGGUUGAAUGUGAUGUUACUUGCGUUAUAUAUGAAAUUCUCUGAUUCUUGUGCAAAGACUCGGGUUCCAAUUUCCAUGGAGCUUUUCCGUGGGAUUAGAGAUUUCUUUCGCCUCGCUAUUCCUUCAGCUGUAAUGGCUUGCCUUCAGUGGUGGUCGUAUGAGGUGACUACACUGCUCGCUGGUCUCCUACGACCAAACCCACAGCUUGAAACUUCAAUAUUAGCCGUAUGUGUGUCAAUGAACGUCACUAUUUAUUCAAUACCAGAAUCAGUUGGCUCAGCAGCAAGCACAAGAGUUUCAAAUGCAUUGGGAGCUGGAAAUGCACAGGCAGCACGUGUGGCUGCCUUAUGUUCAAGGAUUCUAUCAGCUUGUGAGGCACUUAUAGUGAGCUCAAUUGUUCUCUCAAGCCGGAAUGUUUUAGGACAUGUCUUCAGCAACGAGCCUGAAGUGAUAGGCUAUGUAUCAGACAUAGCUCCUUUGUUAGCUCUGUCUGUCUUUGCAGACUCCUUACAAGGUGCCCUUACAGGGAUUGCUAGGGGAAGUGGGUGGCAACGCAUAGGAGCAUAUGUAAAUUUUGGAGCUUAUUAUGUUGUUGGCAUUCCACUUUCUGCAAUAUUGGGUUUCUUGGUACGCUUGAGAGGGAAAGGCCUUUGGCUUGGAAUAACAAGUGGUACAAUUUGCCAAGUGAUUAUACUAUUGGUCAUAAUAAGUUGCACAGAUUGGGAAAAAGAGGCAAAAAAAGCUAGGGAGAGGACACUGAAGAGAUGUUUGCCAGAAGAUCAUGAAAACGUAUCGAUUUGAACAACCAAAGUGCAUAUGCUUUAUAGCUAUGCCAAUUAGCAUCUUCUUUGGGCAAAGAUAGGAAAUAAUAAAGCAUACCAUAACGCAGUUAAAUGUAUUAUACUUGUCCAUUUGCACUUGUUUCUCUAAACUGUAGUAUGAUUUAGUCGGUUUUGUCCUUUCAAUUUGUGAAUUAUGAAUGAUGCAACUUCUUAAAGAUUUUAUAUUUUGUAUUGACAAUAACAUACUGAUUUUGAUUGUUGAUGUAUUGAUUAUGUGUCAUGUAUAUACGUUAUUACACUAUAAGUUUUCAGUUCGCUUUCAUUCACUAA
Neltuma alba is the source of this 1916-nucleotide messenger RNA. Its product is annotated as protein DETOXIFICATION 14-like. Gene Ontology annotation, cellular component: membrane. The coding region runs from base 61 to 1605 and encodes 514 amino acids. The transcript is spliced from 7 exons. Gene Ontology annotation, biological process: xenobiotic detoxification by transmembrane export across the plasma membrane. The record is from RefSeq and is a predicted model, not a curated record. Lineage: Eukaryota; Viridiplantae; Streptophyta; Magnoliopsida; Fabales; Fabaceae. Gene Ontology annotation, molecular function: antiporter activity; xenobiotic transmembrane transporter activity.